This is a messenger RNA of Colletotrichum destructivum, 477 nucleotides long. RefSeq lists its product as uncharacterized. The transcript is spliced from 2 exons. The coding region runs from base 1 to 477 and encodes 158 amino acids. The record is from RefSeq and is a predicted model, not a curated record. Lineage: Eukaryota; Fungi; Ascomycota; Sordariomycetes; Glomerellales; Glomerellaceae.
AUGGAGACAUGGGUAUCUAUCGCCAAUCAAUUGGACGCAAUCCGUUUCGCUCCGGCUCUCCGUUGUCAAUUGAUUGGCAUUUUGGCUACUGCAUCUUGUCAGAUUCAAUGGUUUCCCGGCGCAUCUAACGAGCAGCGACCAAUUCCACGGCAUCCUCUCCGCAAUCUUUGUUCCGGUGCUUGCGAUCAGGCGGCCGUCACCUCCACCGCCAUCACCACCACCUCUUCCCCCUCGGAUGCUUUGGCAGGGCGCCUGCCAUUUGCGUCCGCCAAUGUCUCAUCUUCCGAAUCGAACCUCAUCAUGUCGCGUCGCCUUCUUCUUGGCGUCGUCUUGCUGCCGUAUCUUUCACUGAUUUUCCGUCAUUUUCUUGUGCGAUGGCCUGUUUCUGGUCACGAGUCCCCUUUUGCACUCAGAGCGGUUUGCACCAGCGCAGAUGGACCCAGCAAUCGAUCAUCGCACGGCACACAUGUCAUAUAA